AUGGCCGCCGUGCCGGCGGAGCUGAGGCGGCCUCAGGAGCGGCCCGAGCGGGCGGGGGGCGCGAAGCGGCCGCGGCGGGAGGAGCGGCCCCGGGAGGAGCGGCCCCGGGACGAGCCCCCGGCCGAGCCCGGGUACCUGGCGCUGGCCCGCGGGCUGCUGGCCGGCGGCGCCCCGGCCCUGCGCGGCCCCGCGCCCGCCCGCCCCGCCGGGGAGCCCGCGGGGGACGGAGCCGGCGAUGGCGACGAUCUGCUGGGGCAGCUCAUCCGAGACCUGAAUGAAAUCAAUGAGGUUCCUUUCUUUGAUGUGCAGCUGCCCUAUGAGCUGGCACUGAAGAUAUUCCAGUACCUGGGCAGGGCUGAGUUGGGAAGGUGUGCUCAGGUCAGCAGGACGUGGAAAAUCCUUGCAGAAGACGAAGUGCUGUGGUACAGGCUGUGCCAAGAGGAGGGAUACCUGUUGGAUAUGAGCAUCUCUGACCAGUCCUGCUGGAAAGUCGCCCUCAAGAACUGCCGGGCCCGGGAGCGCACCUUGAAAUACAACUGGAAGAACCGGAUCGGAGCCGUGAGCCAGCUGAGGUACGAGCUGGGGAAGGUGCUGUGUGAUGUCCAUUCCUGGGAUGGAGUUGUCAUUGCUGGAUACACCUCAGGAGAAGUGAGGCUGUGGGACACUCGCACCUGGGACUACACAGCCCCCAUCCUGGAAGCCGUGCAGGGUCCUGGCGAGGCUGGACCUCGGCCACACGUCUCCUUUGUGAGGAUAAACAGCUCCCUGGCUGUGGCAGCUCACGAGGACGGAACCAUCAGCAUUUGGAACCUGCUGCUGGGGCGGGAGCCAAUCCAUCAUUACCAGCACAACCAGAAGAUCCAGGCUCUGGCCCUGGGGCCGGAGGGCGCAGCCGUGGCCACGGCGUCGGGCUUCGAGGUCAAGGUGGAAACCGCCGAGGACAGAGGGUUCUGGCAAACCACAGCAACCUUUGAAAUCCAGAAACUGGUCAACUUCCUUAAUCUGGUUCCAGAUGUUACGGGGAGCCCAGUGGCAGUGGCAGCUGCAGAGGACAUUGUGUAUCUCCUGAAAGCAGAAGAUCCUGGCAAAAUCCUGCACUCUGUCUAUGGCCAGCCUGUCACCUGCCUGGAUGUGUCUGCCCAUGAAGCUGCCUUUGGGAUCAAAACCUUUGGCUGGUUGUUGAAUGAGCCCAACCAGAUUCUUCUUUACAACCUGGAAACAAACCAGUGCCUGACCAAGGUGGGCAACUCCAUAGGUGACUUCACGUGUGUCAACCUCCACGACAGCCCUCCCCACAUGCUCGUAGCGGGCAACAAGGACAGAAAGGUCAGGGUGUUCGACCUGCGCGGGGGCGAGUCCGUGUGCUCCCUCUACGCCCACCAGCUGGGAGUGUCUGCAGUGCAGAUGGACGACUGGAAGAUCGUCAGUGGAGGAGAAGAGGGCCUGGUGUGCGUGUGGGACCAGAGGAUGGGCACCAAGCUGUGGGAGAUGCACGCCAGGCACCCGGUUCGCCACGUGUGGUUCAAUUCCCACAGUCUGAUCACGGCAAACAUCCCUGAGGAGAGGAACCCUCGGGGCAGCAGCAGCGCCGACGACGACCCCGCCGUGCACCGCAAGUAUCGAGGGAUCAUUUACUCCUACGAGUUCUCAGGGGAGCAGCUGGCAGGGGACAGUGUCCUCCCCAUCUGCCGCUCGUCCUACGACGAGCUCACGGGCUACAACUACAACAUCGGCCUGGCCAUGCCCUAUGACAGCAUUUAGGGGCUCCUGGGCUGCUGGGGGCCAGGCAGGACAACAGCCACGUGGGACAAGCACCUCAGAGGGGGUGUUGGCUGCGGGACAACGGGCUGGGAUUCACCAAAAUGUGGGGAUAUGAACCCAAAGAGUUCAAGGCUGCCCUGGAGCAUGUCACUGAAACGUGGUGCUGCUCAGAGGUCCACCCUGCUGGAGGGGAGAGUGAAGAUGAAGGGGAACAUCACACUGCAGGGUGAACCAAAACCCUGCUGCUUGUGGGAAGGAUGCUGCUGGUCCCACCUUGGCAGAGGGACACGGUCAGGAAGCUGGAGGGGCACAGUGUGAGGGGUGGGAGCACACUCAGGAGUUCCUGCCUGCCCUGAGAGGGGGAAAAAACCCACCAGGAACUUGGGGAAAGCAUGUUGCUGAGCCACAUGUUUGUUAUCUCUGUCCUGGUAAAGAGCUGGUCAUGCUUGUUUUCCUUGGAAUGCACUGGAAUGUGUCAAGGGACAGGACCAUGCACAAAAGGUUGGGAGAGGGGAGGGUGAUGGAGAGAGGAAAGGGAAGGUUGGCCCCAGGCCAGACUGGAUGCUUGGGAACUCAGCAGUCCACACACAUCAGAAUGAUUUUAAAAUCAAUUAUUUUUUUAAAUCCUCUAAAAUUCUGGAUUAAAUAUUUUUUAAUUGUCUGUGUA
Chiroxiphia lanceolata (lance-tailed manakin) is the source of this 2428-nucleotide messenger RNA. RefSeq names its product F-box and WD repeat domain containing 8 (gene FBXW8). The coding region runs from base 1 to 1761 and encodes 586 amino acids. Gene Ontology annotation, cellular component: ciliary basal body; Cul7-RING ubiquitin ligase complex; centriole. The transcript has 11 exons. Lineage: Eukaryota; Metazoa; Chordata; Aves; Passeriformes; Pipridae. Gene Ontology annotation, biological process: cilium assembly; protein ubiquitination. The record is from RefSeq and is a predicted model, not a curated record. Gene Ontology annotation, molecular function: protein binding.